Brachypodium distachyon (stiff brome) is the source of this 1498-nucleotide messenger RNA. RefSeq lists its product as uncharacterized. Gene Ontology annotation, molecular function: sequence-specific DNA binding; DNA-binding transcription factor activity. Lineage: Eukaryota; Viridiplantae; Streptophyta; Magnoliopsida; Poales; Poaceae. The record is from RefSeq and is a predicted model, not a curated record. Gene Ontology annotation, cellular component: nucleus. Gene Ontology annotation, biological process: regulation of secondary shoot formation. Bases 360 to 1190 code for a protein of 276 amino acids. The transcript has a single exon.
CUCACACUCCCAUCUUUCAGCUUCCUGUACCACUAUAUCCCCUUUCUCCAUCUCCAGCUCCCAGCCAAACUUUUCCUCCUUCCUUUCUCCUGCCUUUUCUUCCCAUCGUCUCGUUGAGCUUGCUCGAUGCACACAUGUGCAUCUCAAUGGGAGUCAGCUGAGCUCAUGCCAGCAACAUCGUACCUAGUCACACUUCCAAUAUAGUCUCGUGUGAAGAGGAAGAAGAGAUCGAGCAGGGGCACGGAGGAGAUCGAUCAGUAACUGCAGUACUAGGAGAGGAGUAGAUCUUGAUAUCAAGAUAGUACUACUUAUACACUGCAAGGCCUCCCGGCCGGCAGCAGCAGCAAACUACUACGCCAAUGUUGCCUUACCCUAACCCCCACCGCUUCUGGAUCUCCCAAGAAGCCCCCACGCAGCAGGCGCCAAACCCUACCUUCGCCAUGCCGCCCACCCAUGCCCAUCUGGAUCAGAAUCAGAAUCACAUUCAGCACUACGACCACUUCUUCCCCGGCCACGGCCAGCACUUCAAUUCUGAGACACUGGAGGCAGUGCUCCGGCCGCGUCCGACCGUGGUGCCUCCGGCGACCGGGUCAACGCUGGAGCCUGCUGCACAUAACGCCGGUGGCGGGGUGGCCGCUAUCGGCCAUGGCAGGCCGCGGAAGAGGCCGUUCAGGACGGACAGGCACAGCAAGAUCCGGACGGCGCAGGGCGUGCGCGACCGCCGGAUGCGCCUGUCCCUGGACGUGGCGCGCGACUUCUUCGCGCUGCAGGACCAGCUGGGCUUUGACAAGGCCAGCAAGACCGUGGACUGGCUGCUCACUCAGUCCAAGCCGGCCAUCGAGCGCCUCUCUGCCGAGUCUUCCUCCUCCCGGCGGCUCAACGUCGUCCGUGCCGGGGAAAAUCAGGGCAAGGAGACGGAGGCUGCAGCCGGGUCAGGGAAGGGGGCAUUGGAUGUACUGGAGAAGGCGAUGAGGGCCAGAUCAGGUGGAGGGACGUCGCUGCCCAUGGAGCACACUAGUUGCGAGAUGCUGAACGGCUGCGGCCGCCUCGUGUCGGCGCUGCCGAUGAGUACCGGGGAGUACUACUACGACCUCGGCGAGUUGAUGUUGAGCAACAAUGGAGGAGGAGAAGGCGACGACGACGGCGAGUACGAGGAAGAUGGUGAUUUCUUGGACGGUAUGCAAUACUAGCUAGUUUGUAGUUCUAUAGUUCCAGCUUUGUUGCGUGUGGUUUUUCUCUAGUACUCUACUACAUUUAGCAACUUAAUUAUUAGGUCUUGAUUUGCCGAGCACUUCUCAGUUCUCACUCGUCUUUGUUUAUUUCAUGUGUACGGAUCUAGUAAUAUACUAUUCCCUGCAAAAACAAAUUACUACUAGCACUACUAAUUUGCAAAAUUGAUGGUUAGUUUGAUUCUGUAAUUUAUGCUUUGCUCUUGAGAUUCUGACUGGCUAUGUAAGAUUUGGCUUUCUUUCAUGCCUAAGGAGUAAGCUUUUCUUGA